Molecule: messenger RNA, 2797 nt
Organism: Leptopilina heterotoma
Lineage: Eukaryota; Metazoa; Arthropoda; Insecta; Hymenoptera; Figitidae
Product: OTU domain-containing protein 7B-like
Exons: 11
Coding region: 470-2137 (555 amino acids)
Biological process (GO): protein K63-linked deubiquitination; protein K11-linked deubiquitination; protein deubiquitination involved in ubiquitin-dependent protein catabolic process
Cellular component (GO): cytoplasm; nucleus
Molecular function (GO): K63-linked polyubiquitin modification-dependent protein binding; zinc ion binding; cysteine-type deubiquitinase activity
Source: RefSeq, a predicted model, not a curated record
AAAUCACCUAUGUAUCAGAUAAAUUUAAAAAAAUAGGUGGGGUCGAAUUACAAAGGUAUUAGUUACUCUUUGACCUUGACAACAUCCUCUACUGUCAAUCGAAACUCCAAUUUUGGGAGACCAUUUGGAAUUUCUUGCAUAAUAGAUUACAAAUAAAAAUCAAAAAACACAAAAUUGACCGCAUUCAAUAAGUAAUGAAUAGAUCUAUUCAACUUUUCAUCAAUGGAAGGUCGGCUGCGCGCGAGGUUAUGUUAUUGUAAUGUCAUUCAGUAUUUCAGUGUUUCGAGUCUUCCCAUUAUAAACGAAACUAAAGGCCUAGACGAUAAAUAAAACAAUCACCGAAUGUGGAGUGGCAAAAAAGGAUACAAAUUUAUUAUAGACAAAAAAGGUUUUAAUAAAAUCAUUAAAGGAUCUAUUCGUAUGGGUGUGCAAAUGCAAGACGUGAAUACACUUUUACUUUAAUAUUGUUAUGAGUGGAGCAUUAUCCAUGUACGAUGGUUUGGAACAAGGGACUACUUCAAACAAUGGUCCCUUGGAAACAGGUGAAGGAGCUCCUAAAAAAUUAUCCAGAGGCAUUUCCCGUGCGACGGAAAAUGAUGCUCUCGUGAACAAGACACGUUCUCAGCUUGCUGCGGAUGGAUUGGAAGCACCAGAAUUUACCUUCUCAUUACCCGAUUUAUCAGUCUAUCCAGAUCCAUUUCGUCAAUUUUUGGAGAAGGAUUUAUUCGAGGCGGGUUGUUUAUCAUCAUUAGAGUCUGCCGGACGACUAAAUUGGUGGUGUGGAGGAAAAAAUGAUGGAUCAAGAGCACUUUGGCCCCUAGCAACAAUUGGCGACGGAAAUUGUCUUCUACACGCAGCCAGCCUUGGAAUAUGGGGUUUUCAAGAUCGAAAUCUCACAAUGCGUGAACAUUUACAUAAUAUGCUCGCUGAGGGAAAAUAUCGUGACGCAAUUUUCAGGCGAUGGAAGUGGAGACAGACGACUUUAAACGCAACGGCGGGUUUAGCUUACACGGAAGCGGAAUGGCAACAAGAGUGGCAAAGUGUUGUAGACAUGGCCUCGAUUAACCCUCGAAAUCAAACUAUAACAUCUUAUCAAAGUCUAGAGGAGGUUCACGUAUUGGCGUUAGCGCAUGUUCUUCGACGUCCAAUUAUAAUUAUAGCGGAGACAAUGUUACGGGAUUCUGAGGGCGUUGCUUUGGCGCCUAUUAAUUUUGGUGGAAUUUAUCUGCCACUUGAAGUUCAAACUUUCGAAUGUUAUCGAACACCUUUAUUAUUAGCCUAUCAUUCGGCCCAUUUUUCGCCACUAGUCUCAGUUGCUAAAGGACAAAAUGUCGAGGAAAGGAUUUAUGUACCUUUGGUUGAUCCCGAGAGUGGACAACUUUUACCUGUACCAUUUGCUGUUGAUCCUGGACCCGAAUGGGAUUGGUCGGCAUCACAAGAUUUACUGUCAUGCUCACAAGACACGAUGGAAAUUUUAGUGCGGAAAUAUUUAGACUGUGAAUAUCAAUUGCUCGCCGUAGAUGACAUAGAGCGUUUUUGUGACACUGACGGAGUGACUGUAAAUAGACAUAAAACUGCAAAGCCGCUUUUAGAUGUAGCAAAACAAUUCGAAUCAUUUGGAAAAUCGAUUAAAAUGAAAUUGGGAUUGAUUCAUUCUCACAAGAGAACAAAUAGUCCACCUUCGUCCUCGUCAUCGUAUCUAACUAGCUCCGUUGGUGAGGGUGUUCUCAGCGUUAAAGUCAAAAUCACAAGGAACGGCUACAUGAACCAAAUGAUACAAAAUUAUCUCGACUGCGCACAGGAAAGGUUUCUGCAAGAUCAUCAUUCGGAUAUGACUGGUACAGUGAUGAAUUACGGAGCAGGAAAAUCGAAAUUUUACACAGCCAGCGACAGUGGCAGCCAUGCGAGUGUAAACAAAUUGAUACCGAGUACAAAUUCAAAUACUCCAGACGCUCUAUAUUUGGCCAAUUCAACUUUCUUCGUAAAAUCAUCAGAGGAGGCUGACACGCCGAAUUCUGAACAAUGGCAUAAUAAAAAUAUUGUGCAAAAAUGUCGUAAUGAGAAAUGCACAUUUUAUGGAACUCCUGAACAUCAAAACUACUGUUCGCAAUGCUGGGCAAACAAACGACAACGUUAAUACGCCUAAACUUUCUUUUUAUCUCUCCAUGACAAUAAUCAUCGUCUGAAUAAUCUAAUCAAUAGUAAUAUAACGAUAUAAUUAUCUUUCUAAUCGUAUAAAAUCGUUGCCUGACUGAAAAUAGGUAUUUUUCAUUUUUUAAAUGUAAUGUUUGAAUAAUAGUUUGCUUUAUUUAUUAACUAUUACAAAUUUGACAAAAAUAGCGUUUAAUGAAACGUUGCAUAAUUUUAAUUACGAAACGAUACAUAUCUGAUUAAUCAAUUAAGAAUCUCAGUUUACGGUAUUCGAUUUUAGUAUCUUCUUUUUAUAACUGCUAUUUAGCAUCAAUUAUUUCUUUCUUUCGUAGAAUUUAAUUGUUCGGAAAAAAUUAUAAUCGUUAGGAUUGAUUGAAAGCUUGAUUGUUUUAGAAUAAUUCGAUUAGAAAAAUUAGAUCGUUUCAAAACAAUUUGCUUCGAAAUUUCAAUGGAAACAUUAUUCUUAGUGGUAAUUACUUUUAAUACCAGACAGCUAUUAAAAAUAGCUUUAAUUUAUUCGAUUUCUUCACAAUUGUUUGAAACGAUUGUUUAAAAUGGAAAUUUUUCAUUAUUUACAAUACAAUUGUUUUAGGGAAAAAUUUACUGUUUUUUAUUUUAAAUUUGAGUACAAUUUUUAGUUGAUAGC